AUGAAUGAAUUGGAAGCAUCUAGCAGAGAGCUUUUGGAAGAUGAGAAAGUAAUAGAUACUAUAGUAGAUCUUUUCCAUGGAGACAGAUGUCUUAAGAAAGCCCGUUUAUCAAAAAUAAAUAAUUCCAAUGAUGAUGAUAUUGAUAAAUCAAGCAAUUCAGAAUGUUCUAGUUAUAUAAGAAAUCCCAUUCUUCACGAACUAUUGAGAGGAAGAGAUAAUAAGUCAUCAGAUUUGGAUCGUAGCAUUCCGGAUCACUUAUUAUGGAAAAUAUCUCAAAAAGUGAGUGAAGCUCCAAAUCUUUGGAGAACUUUAUGGGCCAGAAAAUCUUUAUUUGAUAUUAUUAAGGGAAGACCCGAAGAUAUAAAUGUUCAUUUUGAGAAACUUUGUUUUCAUUAUAAGACAAUUCGAGACCAAAGAGUCUGUGUAUCUGUUGAGGAAUAUUCACCCCCUCAUAACUGGUCUUAUUAUAUUUGGUGGCUGAUUGCAAGGAGACCAGAGAUGUUAAGACUUUUACCUAAAUUACCAGGUUAUACUGCAACAUCUAUAGCUUCAAUGGAAUGGAAACUUUUGCCAUCUUUGAGACCAGACAUAUUAAGUGAAUUUAAAUCAAGUAUUGAAGUUUAUAAAGCUUCAAAUCCACUUCCAAAAUCAGAUGAACCUGCUAUGGUCCAACGUGAAUAUAUUCAUAAUGCAAUGAUGAACUUAAGAACAAGCUUAAGUGGAUCAUUUAGUGAAUGGUUAGUACCAUAUUAUAGUGAAAAUGUUGAACUAGCAGAAACUCACCUGGAUAACUUCCAAAAUAAAAUAUUAAAUAAUUAUAAUGCCGUUAUAAAAUCUAAUGAAGCACAAAGUUAUUCAAUAUUUGACUCUUUUCCAACUUCAUUUUGUAGAGAUAUAGAUAGAACUUUUGUGAAGAAGAAAGGGAACUUGAAUAUGGUUUUGACACAUCAAAUACCUCAUUUAAAUACAUCUGAUUGCACUCUACAAAAUCAAGUAUAUAAUAAUGUAUUUGUGGAGGAAUAUAGUAAUGUUUCAUUGUCUAUUGCACCUCCAUCUUGCAAAGUUGAUAUUUAUGUUGGUAUGCAAGUUCAGUUUGUUUUUGAUUUUAUUCAUUUGGAAAAAUCUAAUUCAAUCAUGAAUGAUAAUAAUAUCUCAGGGAUUCAAAAUAAUAUUGAGUAUAUGAAAUUAAGUACAAAUAUAUUAGAGACUGAACAAAGAGAUAUUAAUACGAAUAUAGAUAUACCUAAAGAUAAAUAUGGAUAUAUAUUGGAUAAAGACACUACUUUAGAAACUGAACAAAAUAACAAAACUGUUGAUUAUCCAAAAAAUAGUAAGUUAGCAGAUACAGAAACAAUUGAAUCUUUAGAAACUGAUGUAAUUAAAGUAGCUAAUGAUAAAUUUAAGAAUCAAAUAAAUUUAGUAUGGAUGAACGGAAUAAUUACAGAGUACUCAGAGGUAACUGGUGAAAUUUGCAUUACUUCUAGUGAUCAGAAAUAUCAAAUUAAGACUUUAAUAAAUUGCUUUGUCCCCCCAUCUAUACCAGUUGUAGAUAUUCGUGUUGGAUGGUGGAGAUUCCCCCCAAAUGAAAGUUCAGAUAGGGAUCUUGUUCCGGGUUCAGUUGUUUGUAUUUUAAAAGAGAUAUCUAGUCAAAAAAUGCUCGAUGCAGUGGUUAUUUCUAAAUAUGAUUCAAAUGAAACCUCUGUAAACGUUUAUUUAUUUCAAUCAAAGGAAAUAGCAACUAUAUCCCCUAGUCAAAUUGUAUUCCGUCUAGCUUAUGAUAUCCAUCCUACUAGUGGUAUAUAUAUCUCUGACUCCACUGUAGAUCUCUCUUCAUGGUUUUGGUGCAUACCUAGACCUUUAUCUAGUGAUCACCCAAAAUCUCCAAAAGGAAGAUGGAUUAUAUGGUUAGUUUCAUUUAUGCUUGAUUUAGUAACUAAAGACCCCAUGUUAUGUUAUUGCAUUCAACAAGAUUUAGUUUUUAACAGAGGAUUCUUAUGGGACCCUUUGCCAAUUACAUGCUUUACAGAAGCUACUUUAUCCAAAUAUACUUCAGAAACUGAUGUUAUUUUACAUGAUGUGGAUUCUAUUCUUGAUAUGCCAUUAAAUCUCCUAAUAUGA
Cryptosporidium muris RN66 is the source of this 2118-nucleotide messenger RNA. RefSeq lists its product as uncharacterized. The transcript has a single exon. Lineage: Eukaryota; Apicomplexa; Conoidasida; Eucoccidiorida; Cryptosporidiidae. Bases 1 to 2118 code for a protein of 705 amino acids. The record is from RefSeq and is a predicted model, not a curated record.